This is a messenger RNA of Podospora anserina S mat+, 486 nucleotides long. RefSeq lists its product as uncharacterized. NCBI's taxonomy places the organism in Eukaryota, Fungi, Ascomycota, Sordariomycetes, Sordariales, Podosporaceae. The record is from RefSeq and is a predicted model, not a curated record. The transcript is spliced from 3 exons. The coding region runs from base 1 to 486 and encodes 161 amino acids.
AUGCAUUCCUCGCUUAACGAUCAUGGCGAUUUGAUGUACUCCUCCAAGCACAGGAAGGAAUGGGAUCAUGUCCUUCAUAGCGACACCUACUACGGCGUGGACGACGUUGAACCGCUUUGGGAGCGGGAUGAAGAUGAAUUCUGCGUGGGAGUUCUCGACUUCCACCGCGAUGAGAUUUCGAAAAGGAUAAAACGCUCCGGGUUAUGGGAUACCCUCAUACUCGGCAUACUCCAGCAGCGGGAAUUCAGGAUCAUGGGAUAUCUCAGACGUCGCCUGUGGGGAAACGCCGUCGCGGAUCUACAGCAACAAGUCCCAUGCCACGCUCGCAGCCACGAGACGUGCGGCCCGAUUGAGGAUUUUCAAAAGCUGAAGAGAAAGCUCUUGGAAGACGUCGAGUACCGGAAGACGUUGCUCUUCACCGACGAGAUGAGAGAGGAUGCGAAGCGGCAGCGGGUGAUUUGGUUCGGCGUUGAGAAUCCGAGGUGA